AGCGCCCCGCACUCGACUGUGCAUGUUAGCAGAACGGCAGCUGACUAGCAACAUGGCGGUGGCUGUGCGUGCGUUACAAGACCAGCUCGAAAAAGCGAAGGAGAGUUUGAAGAAUGUGGACGAAAAUAUAAAGAAAUUAACCGGCAGAGAUCCGAACGAGUUACGGCCGGGUCAGACCAGACGGCUUUCCCUCACAGGCCCAGGUGGAGGUAGGGGCCGUGGAAUCAACAUACUGAGGCGUGGACUCUCCGAUGGAGGUGGAGGACCCCCAGCCAAACAGAGGGACGUCGAAGGGGCACUCUUGAGGCUGGCGGGGGAUCAGCGAGCCAGGAGAGAUUCACGGCAUGACAGCGACGCUGAGGACGAGGACGAUGUCAAAAAACCAGCGUUGCAGUCAUCAGUCGUCGCUACCUCCAAGGAGCGCACACGUCGAGAUCUUAUUCAAGAUCAGACCAUGGACGAGAAAGGGAAGCAAAGAAAUCGCCGCAUGUUUGGCCUGUUGAUGGGAACGUUACAGAAGUUUAAACAGGAGUCGACUGUGUCCACAGAGAGGCUUAAAAGACGGCAGGAAAUUGAGCAGAAACUGGAAGUACAGGCGGAACAAGAGCGUAAGAAAGUGGAGAGCGAGAGACGCGAGCUGUUCGAGGAGAGACGAGCCAAGCAGACGGAGCUCAGGCUUCUGGAGCAUAAAGUGGAGCUGGCUCAGCUGCAAGAGGAGUGGAAUGCCCACAACGUUAAGAUUAUCAAGUUCAUUAGGACGAAGACCAAGCCUCCGCUCCUCUACCUGCCGGGUCGCAUGUGUUCAGCCACACAGAAGCUCCUGGACGAGUCUCAGAAAAAAAUGAACGCCAUGUUUGAUGAGAGGCGCGAGGCGUUCGCUGAGCACCUGAACAAGAUGGAGGCUCGGCCGAGGCGUCAGUCUCAGCGCGCCGGGAAAAAGGAAACGGAGAACGCUGAAGGGAAGAAGAAAGAAGAUGAAGAGGAGGGUAAGCAGAAGGAAAGGCUGACAGGUAAACGACAUGGUGUAGAGAUGGAGAUGGAGGAGGAGGAUGAGGAGGAGGAAGCAGAGGAGGAAAUGGAAGAGAGGGAGGAGAGUUUAGAGGUCAGGGAUAGGGAGGGAGAGGGGGAGCAGGAACAGAAGGAGGAUGAAGUGAUGGAUGAGGGGAAGGGAGAGGAAGAGGAGGAAAAGGAGGAAAAGACAGCAGUGGAGGAUAGAGAGGUGGAGGAGAAGAUGGAGGUUGAGAUGGUAGUGGGGAAUUUAGAGGGGGAGCAGCAGCAGGAGCAGCAGCAAGUAGAGCAGGAAAAGAGUCCGGAGGUAGAAGAGGUAGGUAACGACAGGGAGGAAGAGAAGGAGCAAGAGAAGGAAAGCCAUCAGGAAGACCAUGUCGAGUCUCUGAUAACUGCUGUAAACGACACGGAAGUCCAAGCUGAGGCAUCUAAAGAUCCUCCUGUUGAAGUUCCCUCGCAACCCACAACCGAAAAAGACGGCACAGAGCCGAGCGGCGCUCUCGAGCCCCAAACACACACAGGACAACCUGAAGAAGUCUCCAAUCAGCCACAGGAAGUAGUCACUGAGCCCCCGGAAGCAAAGAAUGCCGAGGGGGAAGUGGACGAGGCACGAGGUCGAGCUAAAACGAAGACGUCGCGUAGCAGCAGCAGCUCCUCGUCGAGCUCCUCGUCUGGUUCCUCGUCCAGCGGCUCAAGCUCGUCCUCCAGCAGCUCCAGCAGCUCUUCGUCGGCCUCGUCUUCCUCGUCGAGCUCUCGGUCACGCAGCAGAGAGCGCCGCAGGAGGAAUUCUGAACGGAGGAAGAGCGACAGGAGUCAGAAGCCGAGUAAAAGCAGCAGUGGGCACAGAGAGAGGAAGGAGAGAUCCAAGGAGAAGGACAGGAAGAGGACGGGGUCAGAUGGGAGCAGGUCGGGAAAACGGCCGUCACGCAGCGAGCGGGAACGAAAAUCGGACCGAAAAGAGAAAAGGCGCUAAAGGAAAAAGACCGGAUCUCUUGGGGGUUUUUUUUGUAUUAAAUAAAGUCUGCAUUUUGUUUAUGGUGAGGAGGUGAAAUUGCCUUAAGAUGACUUCCUGCUCUUUUUAAAGCAAGACUGCCUACCUAUUUUUUUUUUUUUUUUUUUUUUUUUUUUUUUUUUUUUUUUUUUUAAGUUGAUGUGGUGUAUGGGGUUUUUUUUUGGUUGUUGGUUUUUUUAUUUUAUUUUAUUUUGUUUUAUUUUUUUUAAAUAACCUCUUGCAUUCAUCUCGUUUCCUGUGCUUCUUGGCUUAAUUUUUAGCUUUUAUAAACAUUGAUUUUAAGAUAACGCUCAAAGCCCGCUCGAUCUUUCAGUCCCGUUAUCUGAUACCUGACUCCUAGAAAAUGUAAGAAUCAGCCAUGAUGACUUUCUCGUACUGAACAUGAGCGUUUUUGACCUCGGUGUUGUCGUGUCCUGGUCGUACGGUAGAGUAGUGAUCUUGUUUUGGCUGCUUGUGCAGUGCACAUGUCUGUUUUCAGUUUUUCUCUGUAAAUGUCAUGCGUCCGCUGUGCCGAGUGAAGCGCAGCAUCCUUGAUUUUUUGGAGAGAGCUGCUGACCUUUUAGUAUACAUGAAGCGCACUCGUAUGUGUGGGGUUGGGGGGGGGGGCGUUGAUUAAAAAUGUGAACUGAAACCUUGAGUGUCUUGAUUUUUUUCCUUGUGAUGUGAUUUUGGUGCUGUUACACACGAAUGAACACACUGAUAUUAAAUAAAAUCUUUCCGCGAACAUUUACCCGCAUACGUUCCUCAAGAACAUUUGCUUCCUCUUCGUUUUCAUUAAGACGUUAUAAUUAUCGCUUUCCUCUACGUCAGUUCUUUUUCAUCAGAAGGAAACUUUCGAUGGAGAUAGGUUGAUGAUUUAAAUUAGAAACGUACCAGUGUAAUAAGAGAAUCCACAUUUCUGAGAUUAGAAUAUUCUCUUAAAGUCGUAUUUAUCCUUCUCAGCGCUUUAAUACGGUGAUGUGACCUGUAAACCCUUACGACACUUCUUCUAUACCUCACAGGGUCCAGAAAACACGAUAAUCUCUCCUAAUAACCACUUUAAUCUGCCCUUAAAGCAUAUAACAAUAUCAAAAGUACACUUAAAUGGUUUAAUGCUACAACUAAUAAUACAAUAAGGCCUACAGGAACUUAAAAUCAUCCAUAAAGCCUAAGAAUGCACUGAGGGGAUCAUAAUACAACCCAACCACACUCUAUAAUGUCUAAUAACACCUGAAAUCAAUGUCUGUAAAGCUGAUGAUGUGUACAGGUGUUAGUGUGUUAUAGCAGUCAUUAUGCUCUUUAUCAUGCCAUGUGGCUGUUAUGAUGCGCCCCGAUAGUGUGUUAGUUAUUUUUUUUGUUAUUAUGGAUAUUACAGGUGUUAUAAGACAUAGAGUAUAAAUGUUGUUAUGGAUGUUGUAGUGUAUUAUAUUUUCUUAAUAAAGCGCUUAUAGUGUG
Molecule: messenger RNA, 3454 nt
Organism: Ictalurus punctatus (channel catfish)
Lineage: Eukaryota; Metazoa; Chordata; Actinopteri; Siluriformes; Ictaluridae
Gene: pnn
Product: pinin, desmosome associated protein
Exons: 9
Coding region: 23-1981 (652 amino acids)
Cellular component (GO): catalytic step 2 spliceosome
Source: RefSeq, a predicted model, not a curated record